AUGGAUGGAAUGAAAGAGUGCGAUGAAAGACAACCACCGAUUGAAAUUGAUAACGUUCAAGAAUUCCUUAUCAAAACCGAUGAGUCGUUCAAGCCUGAGGAAGCUGAUGAUGAAGUUGAGUUUUUACUAAAACCGGAUUUGGUUGAGGAUAUGGCUUCAAUGACGGCCAACAUGGCUUCCUUAGCAACGGAACUGACGGAAGAGGAAAUGCGAGACGUGGAGGAGAUGGGAUUGAAGGAGAACGAGUGCGAAAUCACUCCUUCCAUUAACACAUCGGUCAUUCUCAACGAUGUUGACGAUGUUGAUGUUGAGUUGUCGUUGAGCGAGCAAGGAGAUGCUAUCGAUAAAAAUGUCGGAAUCGAUCGAAUUUGUUCGAAUAUUCGCGACGAUUUAAAGUUUCACAAUUAUGAUGACGACGACGACGAUUUGAGCGAUAUUUUAGUUUUGAAGAAGCCAGAACUUGUCAUUUUGCAGCAGCAGCAGCAACAACCUCAACCUGAUAUCUUGCUGGAAGGCAUCGCAGAAGAAGCGGAAGAGGAUAUUAACAAGGAUAUCGAAGAGGAAUAUGAUUCCGUUGUAAUCAAGGAUGAUGACGAUGAUGACGAAGAAGAGGAAGAUGAUGACGACAAAGAAAAAAUUGUUAACGUUGAUAAUAAUGGCGUUCUAACUAACCGUUACACAGCGGAGAAUACAGAUGAUAACUUGCUUGUGGAUCUAAGUGAAAAGAUUGAGAACGCGAAGAACUUUGAUUACCAUAAUGAACCGUUAAUCGUCGUCGGAAGUGAAGGUGAUGAUGACGAUGAAGUUAUGAACGAAAAUAAUCAACCGGACAAACUAUCAGAAACAAAUAAUUUGCCUCAUGAAGACGAAGAAGAGGAUGAAGAUCAGUCAAACGAAUCAACGCAGCAGCAGCAACCAGUGGACCGACAGGAUGGAAGUCUCCAGAAGGACAGGAGUGACGUACACGAAUACGUCAACAUCGAACAAUUCUCCCCGAAACCAAAGCAAGCGUCAGCUGAAUUUGACAAAAACAACGCCAAAUUAGCCGAGAGAGCCGUAAUAACCGAAGACGAUUUCAUAUUCGAAGAGAGUCCAUCAACAACAACAGCUACGACAUCCAACGAUUCAUUUUAUAUCACCAGCAAUGCUACAGCUAACAACAACAUUGAUAACGACAACAACACAAUGUUUCAUGAUUACGAGAACGUUGAUAAAGCAAUACCGGAGUGUGUGAGAAGUAAUGUUUUACGUAAGAACGCAUCUUCUGAUGUCGUUCCGCAGAAUGUUUGCUCUACGCCUGCUGAUGCUGCCGACGAUGAUGGGGUUGAUAAAGUUGCUGCAACGAAUCUGCCUCCAAUGAACAAUCAUGAAAAUGAUCAGGAUGAUGAAGAUGAUGACAGAAAUGUUGAACAUGACGAGCCUGAGGAAGAAAGAAAUGAUGAAGACGGAAAUAAAAAAGUCGUGGUUAAUGGCAACAUCAAUUUAAUUGCAAGCAACAACAAAGUCAUUGUUAUUAGCAACAUCAGUAAUCCAUACAACGAACAACCGUUUCUUAUUGAUCACAUUAAUGUGCAGGAUUAUGACGUCAGCAAGGAGAAAGAUCAUGUAGUUAGAUGCGACGACGAUGAGAAAGAAGAUGAAGAAGCUGGUGGCUAUGUAGAUUUAAAGGUUGAGCUUGAUGAUGAUGUGAGUGCAUUAGCGUUGAACAAACAAAACAAAGCAUGCAGUGAUAACAUUUCUGAAAAUAAUUUCUUACUUGAACAAACAAAAAACGUCGCAAAGUCAACGGUAGAUUCUUCCAAUUCGAACAACGUUAGCAACCACAUUACAUCCACUGUUGAUUUAAUUCAGAAAUAUGAACAACAACAAUUCAAUUCGAAACAGCAAAUUUUUUCAGUGCAACCCCAGCAACAGCAGCAGCAGAAGACAUUUGAAACUUUGCAUCAUAUCAAUGGAGAAAGUAAAACAUCAAGCCGAAACCAGCAGACAGAAACAAUCGCCUGUCAGACGCCCAACAAUCUGAAAACAUCGACAACCAGUGUUGCUAUUAACACCAUCAAAACUUCGACGACGACAACCUCAACGAACACGAACGUCACAAUCACAACGUCAAAGAUAAACGUGAAAGCAGCUAGAACAGUGCAAACACCCACGACGCCAACAUCGGCAGGCCACAACACGAAGAUCGCUGACAUUCUUCCGGAAGCUGGAUGUGUGAAGGCCCUAGUGGCUCAGUGGAGUCAGAGGUGGAGCAGGAAAGAUGGAGACUGUGAUGAUGAUAGGAAGAUGAAUAGGUCUCGAUCGUGUGGACCACUGCCUCGCAAGGUUCGUCUGCUCUCUCCAGACGGGGGUUUGGAAGAUAGGGAGGAUGAAGAUGGUGAGAAAAAGAGAGAGUGGCAAGUUGUCGGCGAAGAUGGGCAGCAAUAUCGGUCCCAACCGUCUCUCACGAGAACCAUGCUGGUCAAGUUUGAAAGAAUGGAUUUUGACACUGCUGGCAGCUCUGCUGGUCAUAAGGAGGAAGACAAGCCACAAAAAAAGAAAUAUAAAUGGGAAGUAAAAGAGCCAAAGAUACUCUCACGUCCAUCCUUCCUGGCACAUUGAUGAACGAUGGUGAUGAUGAUACGAUGAUGGUGAUGAUGAUGCUACCAUGACGAUGAUGGCGACCCUUAUACGAUGAUGAUGAUAUUGUGAUGAAAAUAUCUUAAAAAAUU
This is a messenger RNA of Helobdella robusta, 2711 nucleotides long. RefSeq lists its product as hypothetical. Bases 1 to 2601 code for a protein of 866 amino acids. The record is from RefSeq and is a predicted model, not a curated record. The transcript has 4 exons. Lineage: Eukaryota; Metazoa; Annelida; Clitellata; Rhynchobdellida; Glossiphoniidae.